AUGGCAAACACCAUCAUCGUAGUAGUGGGCGCCGGCGUGAGUGGCCUGACGACGGCAUUGCUGCUGUCGAGGAACAAGGCAAACGACGUGACAAUCAUCGCCAAGCACAUGCCUGGAGACUGCGACAUUGAAUAUGCGUCUCCAUGGGCUGGCGCCAAUUUCCUACCCAUGUCAACCCGAGACAACAGUAGAUGGGAGAGACGGACAUGGCCAGAGAUAUCAAGACUUGCAAAGGAAGUUCCCGAAGCAGGCAUUCACUUUCAACCAACACGUAUUUUAAGACGAGACAAGGAUAUGCAAGGACCAUCGUGUCCGAUCGACCCCAUUUUCGAUCGCGACCCAUGGUUCCAAACUCUUCUACCAGGUUUCAGAGAAUUGAGCGCCGCCGAAAUCCCAAAGGGUCAUGACUCAGGUGUUGAAUUCACGAGCGUUUGUAUCAACACGGCAUUGUAUCUUCAGUGGCUUGUCGGGCAAUGUCUCAGAAACGGUGUUGUGUUCAAGCGAGCCGUCAUAUCCCACAUCAAGGAAGCCAAGACGUCCAGUCACACCGGAAAGCACGCCUCCAUCAUUAUCAACGCUACGGGCCUGGGGUCUCUCAAACUAGGCGGAGUGCAAGAUGAGACCAUGGCCCCUAGCCGCGGCCAACUCGUCCUGGUCCGCAACGAGCUCCAGCCCAUGUUUACAACGUCCGGUACCGAAGACGGCAUGACAGAGCUUCUUUAUACCAUGCAGCGUCCCGCAGGAGGUGGUACCGUUUUGGGAGGUACUUACGACAUCGGCAACUGGGAGUCUGUGCCUGACCCGAACAUUGCUCUGCGCAUCAUGCAACGAGUCGUGGACCUGUGCCCUGAAAUUGCACAUGGCAAAGGUAUCCAGGGGCUCAGCGUUAUCAGGCAUGUAGCCGGUUUGAGGCCGUACAGAAAGUCUGGUGUCAGGGUAGAGAAGGAGAGGCUUGAUGAUGCCACGUGGAUUGUGCACAACUAUGGCCAUGCAGGCUGGGGAUAUCAGGGUUCUUAUGGAUGUGCCGAAGGCGUGGUUGAGCUGGUCAACGAAGUGAAGGGAGAGAAUGGGGAGCAUCUCCAGAUGGCCUAA
Messenger RNA from Ustilaginoidea virens, 1092 nucleotides. RefSeq lists its product as uncharacterized. Bases 1 to 1092 code for a protein of 363 amino acids. Gene Ontology annotation, molecular function: FAD binding; D-amino-acid oxidase activity. NCBI's taxonomy places the organism in Eukaryota, Fungi, Ascomycota, Sordariomycetes, Hypocreales, Clavicipitaceae. The transcript is spliced from 4 exons. The record is from RefSeq and is a predicted model, not a curated record.